Eutrema salsugineum is the source of this 2116-nucleotide messenger RNA. RefSeq names its product transcription termination factor MTERF9, chloroplastic. NCBI's taxonomy places the organism in Eukaryota, Viridiplantae, Streptophyta, Magnoliopsida, Brassicales, Brassicaceae. Gene Ontology annotation, biological process: regulation of DNA-templated transcription. The transcript is spliced from 5 exons. Gene Ontology annotation, molecular function: double-stranded DNA binding. Bases 143 to 1657 code for a protein of 504 amino acids. The record is from RefSeq and is a predicted model, not a curated record.
CAUUAAUGUCUUUGUGUGAAGCUCAGUAAAGAUUUUACCUUUGAAUAAAAACAUAAAAUUUGGAUUUUAGGGUUUUAGGGUAUAUUCGAUAUAGCCCCUUAUUGGAUAAUCUCUCUGUUACAUUAUCCUCUUUCUGCCGAAAAUGGCGGGUUUCUCUUUGUACUGCCUUAUAAACCCACCAAUCCUCUUUACUCUUCCGUCGGAGUCGCCUCUCUCUGUUUUGGGUUCCGGAAAAGAUUCGCCGGCGACGAGACGGAGAGCCAGAAAGAUCGGUGAGCUCGUCGUAUCGUACGCGCACUCUAACCCGAAGAUAAUCAACCCGAAGAAGAAGUCAAGGUAUGGUCAAACGUUAUCUCCAUACGACAGUGAUGAAGAAGAAGAGCUACAUGAUGAAAGUGAUGAUGAUGACUGGUUACUCAAUGAUGACUUCGCAGAGGUCACAGAGUAUGAAAAGAAGAAACCUAAGUCACAGAAGCAAACCAUUGCUAAGAAAGGUGGGAAGAAGGUGAUCGUGAAAAGUUGGGAAACACCGGAAGAGAGCGAGACUGAUGAAGACGACUUGAAUAUUGGCAUUACUCAAAAUGCCUCUGAAAAAAAGAAGAAGAUGGAGAAGGACUCUUGGCGUUUAGAUGGUCGCGGAAAGGUGAGCUCGAGGAAAUAUGUCGAGAAACUAUACCCUCGACUCUCAGAAGAGAUCGAUAUAGAUCCUAAAUGGGUACCGCUCCUGGAUUACUUGAGCACAUUUGGUCUGAAAGAAUCACACUUUGUUCAAAUGUACGAGAGACACAUGCCAUCCCUUCAGAUUAAUGUGUUAUCAGCGCAAGAGAGACUCGAUUACUUGUUGAGUGUCGGUGUUAAACACAGAGAUAUCAAGAGGAUGCUGUUGAGACAACCACAGAUACUUCAAUACACGGUUGAGAACAAUCUCAAAGCUCACAUUUCCUUUCUGAUGGGUCUUGGAAUUCCCAAUUCCAAAAUAGGACAGAUAGUUGCUGUAACUCCAUCUCUGUUCUCUUACAGUGUCGAAAAUUCCCUGAGACCCACGAUAAGGUAUUUGAUCGAAGAGGUUGGGAUAAACGAAAACGAUGUUGGAAAAGUCGUGCAACUUAGCCCUCAGAUUCUGAUCCAGAGGCUUGACAUAACAAUGGAACAACUCGUUACAUGUUCCUCUUCCAAGGAGUUAGGAGCACCUAGAGACAGUGUAGUGAAGAUGGUGAAGAAACAUCCGCAGCUUCUUCAUUACAGUAUCGAUGACGGAUUCUUGCCACGGAUCAAUUUUCUUAGAAGCAUUGGCAUGUGCAAUUCUGAUAUAUUGAAAGUCUUAACUAGCCUUACACAGGUUUUGUCUCUCUCACUGGAAGAUAAUCUAAAGCCUAAGUACAUGUAUUUGGUCAAUGAGCUCAAGAAUGAAGUGCACAUUUUGACUAAAUACCCAAUGUACCUGAGCUUGUCCUUGGAUCAAAGGAUACGCCCGCGCCACCGCUUCUUGGUUGAGUUGAAGAAAGUGCGGAAAGGGCCAUUCCCUCUUAGCUCAUUGGUUCCAAACGAUGAAAGCUUUUGUCAGCAAUGGGCUGGAACUAGUGUAGAUAAGUAUCUCGCCUUUCGUCAGAGGCUAUUACUCAAGGAGCUCGCAAACAAGUAUGAAAAGAGAGGAUGAUGAUUAUGAUGACGAUGGAUUUCUCUUGUCCCUGUUUACAAUCAACGAGUCUACAGUUUAGUUCAUGAGCACAACUGUGUAUGACCAUUAACUUCUGGUGAAACACGAUACACAGUUUCUGCAAGUUAGAAACAUUUACAGGAAAAGAGACUCCAGAGAAACCGGCGUGGCAACAGACAUCAUUCAUUUUUUUGUUUACCAGAUGAGAGUUUCAGCAAUCUUUUCCGGGUUUUGUCUACACUUCAAGUUCUGCAAUUUGCAAUGUUUUGUGGUAAAGUUUUAACUCUUCUUAUUUGUUUUCUCUUCUGUCUAGUAAAUCAUGGAAAAGAGAAACACAGUCUAUAUGUAAUGUUUUUUGGCCUCAUUUAUAGUUCAGCCUAAGGAACAUCUUAUAAAGUUUUGUUAUGGUUUGAUCCUUUUGUAAAACAGAGGUUGAAGAAAAGAUUCAAGUUAUGUAAA